Arvicola amphibius (Eurasian water vole) is the source of this 564-nucleotide messenger RNA. RefSeq names its product InaF motif containing 1 (gene Inafm1). The record is from RefSeq and is a predicted model, not a curated record. Lineage: Eukaryota; Metazoa; Chordata; Mammalia; Rodentia; Cricetidae. The coding region runs from base 8 to 397 and encodes 129 amino acids. The transcript has a single exon.
CAGCACGAUGCGGGGCUCGAGCUGUGUGGGCGGCGGUGGCGAGAGCCCGGGCAGCGCCGGGCUGAGCGAGGCUCCCCGCGGCCGAUGGCUGCGCCUUGCUCCGGUCUGCGCCUACUUCCUGUGUGUGUCCUUGGCCGCCGUGCUGCUUGCGGUGUACUACGGGCUUAUUUGGGUACCCACGCGGCCGCCCGCCGGCCCCGCCGACCCCUUGCCCAGUGCGCCUGCCGCUCCUUGUGCCCGUGCAGCGCCACCCGCCCCACCUCCUGCCGCCUCCUGUUUGCUCGGAGCCUCCGGCGGGCCAAGACUGCAGCCGCCGGGACUGCCAAGGAGCCGCCGCCACAGCCGCCGCCCAGCGCCGGGAGCGACGUCCGAGACCGUGCACCGAGCGCCUGGAUAGCCUGGCCCGCCCCCACCGCGGCCUUCGCCAGCUCCCUCUGCACCACUGGGCCUCGCCUACGGCCUCCUUUCCCCUGGCCGUGGUCCUGAUCCAGCCCGACUCCCACCCACCACGUUCCUCCCCCGGACUCAGCGUUCAUCCGCAAUAAACUCCAGCCUCAGCUGCGC